AUGGCCCGCGUCACGCUCGAAGAGUGGAAGCUGGCCGAUAUUCUCAUUGUGACGGACGGCCAGCUGGCGGCGCCUGCGCCCCUGAUCUGUGAGCAGCUGGCGCAUGCCAGGGAGCACCUGGGCCUGCGCACGCAUGGAUUGGUGAUCGGAGAUCGAGUGUCAGAGGCCAUGACGGCGUUCUGCAGCCAGACCCACCUGUUCAGGGGCGGGGUGCUCACCUCCUCGCCCAUGCGAUGA
This is a messenger RNA of Auxenochlorella protothecoides, 237 nucleotides long. RefSeq lists its product as hypothetical. The transcript has 2 exons. The record is from RefSeq and is a predicted model, not a curated record. Lineage: Eukaryota; Viridiplantae; Chlorophyta; Trebouxiophyceae; Chlorellales; Chlorellaceae. Bases 1 to 237 code for a protein of 78 amino acids.